CUCUCUCUCUCUCUCUCUCCCAUUCGUGUCUAUCCCUCAUGUGUUUCAAAACUUGAGCUUUGAUGAGUGUUAAUACUUGGGUAGGCAUGAUUUUGAUGAUUAUUCGGAGUCUUGACAAAAUGUUUGGCGAGUUGUAGAAUUUGGAAGGGUGGAAACCAUGCAUGUAUUUUGGGAAUUGUGAGAAGGCAUUGAUGUUUCUUUGAAUGCCUAUUCCAAGUCUAAGACAAAAUUUUGGAUGAAUUGUGAAAGUCUGACAAAAACCUGAAAACCCUUUUUUUACAUGUCACGAUUUCUAUCGAUUUGUGUUGGGGGUUUGGGUGUUUGAAUGAUGGGAGCCGAAUGGGUAAACCUCUCAUAAGUCUAUGACCUUUAAAUUUCUUCGAAGGAUUGAUUAAGCUGUGAUUUGUAGAGCUGGAGUUGGAACCCGAAAGGUUUUCAAAGAUUUGGUCUUGGGGUUUUGAAGGGUUGCAAAUAUGAAGAAAUUGGGGAUUGCUGAAAAUGAAGAUGUAAAUGAGGAGGUUUAUAUGCAUGUAAGGAAUAAGGAAAAGGAGAAGGAGCGAAAGAAGAAGAAGAAGGCAAAAUUGGAAGUUAAUGAUGGCAAGAGCGAGAAGGAAUUUGAGAAGGCUAGGGAGAAGGAUAAUAGAAUUAAUGAUGAUGAGGAAGUUGGUGAACUUAGAGAGGUUUCGAAGGAAACCAACACGAUAGGAGAAGAGAACAUGAACCUAAGAAUGAAUGAGAAGAAGGAUUCUGAGUUGGGAAUAAGAAGAGAGAAGAAAAAGAAGCACAAAGAGGAAAAGAGGGUGGCUUCCUAUAUGAAUGAACUCCUUGAGGAUAACAAUAUGGAAGAGCUAGUUAAGGGACAAGCUUGCUCUGAGGAAAGAGAGAAUGAUGAAAGGAAAGACGGGAAAGAAGAGAAAAAGAAGGAGAAGAAGAAAAGGAAGAGGGACAUGAAGAGUUGUGAUGUUCUAGUGAACAACGACAUGACUAGUGGAGAUGUUGGAAAAGAAAGGGAGCUCUCAGAUGGGAAAAACUUGGAAAAGGUCAAGCCUUUAAAAAAGAGAAGGAAAGAGAAUAAAAAUCAUAAUGAUGAUCUGGGAACUGGACUACGGGGGACCAUCACUGAAAAACCAAGUAAUGAAAGCAAGGGAGUUGAAGAUAAUGGAGUUAAUGCACGUUCAUCUAGGAAUGAGAUGGGGGAGAGAAUUGUACAUGCCAUUAGUGCAGAAGAUGGAGACAAGGAUGUGAAGCAUAAGAAGAACAAGAAGAACAAGAAGGAGAAGAAGAGGAAGGCCAAGUCAGAUAAACAUGUUUUCGAACAAAGUGAUGAUAAAGGGGUGGCAAGAACCAAAAAAGACGUUGGGAACAUUUGUGAAAAUUCUACACCUGGAGGCAUGUCUAAGAGAGUAAGAUUCUCGGAUCAGUUGGAGGUUUUUACUUUAUCUGAUGGUCCAAUUGAUGCGAAGAAUGAUCACAAUGACGGAUUAGUACGGGGUAAGAGGUUUUCAAAAGAAGAAGAUGAGAUGGUUAAGAAGGCUGUUUUCAACUACAUAGCAGUACAAGGCUUAGGUGAUGAAGGCCUAAAUAUGGUUCUCCACUGUAGAUCUCAUCCUGAAAUAAAAAAUUGUUGGAAGGAAAUAGGAGCAGCCUUACCUUGGAGGCCUUCCGAGAGCGUAUAUCAUCGAGCCCAUGUUUUGUUCGAAAGGGGUGAGAAGCGUAAAUGGACCCCUGAAGAGUAUGAACUUAUCCGAAGUUACCAUGAAAAACAUGGAUCAGAUUGGAAAAAGUUGGCUGAUAAACUUGGCAAACAUAGGUUUCAUGUAAAGGAUACAUGGCGUAGAAUAAGAUUGCCAAAUAUGAAGAAAGGACGUUGGGCACAAGAGGAGUAUCAAUCCUUAUUUGACUUGGUGAACAUGGAUCUGCGCAUGAAGGCCUUGGAAGAAAAGAAAGAAAAGAAUUCGAAGCACGGUAUGUUGCGAGAUGAUCUCUCUUGGGAAGCCAUUAGUAACAAGUUAGGAACCAGAAGCGGUGUUCUUUGCUGCCAGAAAUGGUAUGACCAAUUAACAUCACCUCUGGUGCGUGAAGGUGUAUGGGCCAACACUGAUGACUAUCACCUGAUAGAUGCUCUUUACAGCUUGGAUGCUUGCUGCAUACAAGAUGUGGACUGGGAUAAUCUGCUUGAGGAUAGGUCUGGAGAUGUAUGUCGAGAGCGAUGGGACCAGAUGGUCAAACACAUUGGUGAGCAUGCCAACAAGUCAUUUGCUGAACAAGUUGAAAUCCUCUCAAAUCGGUAUUGCACAGACGUACUAGAAGCAAGAGAGAAGUGUGGCAGCAAGCCUGCAGUUUAGUGAGGGCAAUAUCCCUAUGAGGUGUUUGAGUGCUGCUUGAGCUACUGCUGCUGAAUCCCAUGGAUCAAAGUGGCAUCCUGGGUGCGAGAUUACUCUGAUAAGCAGUCUUGAGUUUUUUGUGCCACUGGUUGAUAUAGAUUUGUUUGCACUUCUUCUCUUUGUAUCUGUCUUUUUUAUGUUUCUGUUUUUUUUUUUUUUUUUUUUUUUUUUUUUUUUUUUUUUUUU
Alnus glutinosa is the source of this 2570-nucleotide messenger RNA. RefSeq names its product RNA polymerase I termination factor. The transcript has 2 exons. NCBI's taxonomy places the organism in Eukaryota, Viridiplantae, Streptophyta, Magnoliopsida, Fagales, Betulaceae. Bases 474 to 2345 code for a protein of 623 amino acids. The record is from RefSeq and is a predicted model, not a curated record.